Molecule: messenger RNA, 840 nt
Organism: Aureobasidium pullulans EXF-150
Lineage: Eukaryota; Fungi; Ascomycota; Dothideomycetes; Dothideales; Saccotheciaceae
Product: orotidine-5'-phosphate decarboxylase
Exons: 3
Coding region: 1-840 (279 amino acids)
Biological process (GO): 'de novo' UMP biosynthetic process; 'de novo' pyrimidine nucleobase biosynthetic process
Cellular component (GO): cytosol
Molecular function (GO): orotidine-5'-phosphate decarboxylase activity
Source: RefSeq, a predicted model, not a curated record
AUGUCCCGUCACGCAACAAUCACCCAGUCAUACCAGGAGCGAGCCUCGCUGCCCAAGACAUCACCGGUCGCCUCGUACCUCCUACGAUUGAUCGCAGCGAAGCAGACAAAUCUCUGUGUCUCGGCAGAUGUGUCGACAACCAGAGAGCUGCUGCAACUCGCCGAAGAGGUCGGCGACUCAAUAUGCAUGCUCAAGACACACGCCGACAUCAUUAAUGACUUUGGCCCUCGCACCAUCGAGGGCCUGAAAGAGAUUGCUGCCAAGAAGCACUUCCUCGUCUUCGAGGACCGCAAGUUUGGCGACAUUGGCAGUACCGUGCAAAAGCAGUUCACUGCCGGCCCUCUGCAGAUCGUUCGCUGGGCCAAUAUCAUCAAUGCCCACAUCUUCCCUGGCCCCGCCAUCAUCACUGCUCUCUCGCAAGCCGCCCACGAUGCCGUCAAGCCCCCUCUCCUCCGAAGCUUGCUGAUCCUCGCAGAGAUGAGCAGUGCAGGCAACUUGAUGACUGGCUCAUACACUGAACAAUGUGUUGUGGAAGCACGCAAGAACCCGGAGUUCGUCAUGGGCUUCAUCGCACAACGCACUCUCAAUGAGCAGCCUGGUGACAAUUUCAUCACCAUGACUCCUGGCGUCCAGAUUGGCGCCACUGGAGAUGGUCUCGGCCAACAGUACAACACUCCGGAAAAGGUCAUCGGCGAAGCUGGCACCGACAUCAUCAUUGUCGGCCGCGGUGUCUACGGUGCUCAAGAUAAGAGGGCCAAGGCCGAGGAAUACAGAGUCAGAGCAUGGAAGGCAUACGAGGGGAGAAUUGGCGCUGCUACUGCAACAAAAGGUAGCAGGUGA